GGGCGCCGAGCCGCGCCGCAGCAGCAGCAGCAGCAGCAGCAGCAGCACCGCGCCCGCGGCGCCGGAUCCCCCGUGGCGGCAAAACCCAGUUCUUCAGUAUCUGAGGAUGGAUAAAGACUUCCGCUACUACUUCCAGCACCCGUGGUCUCGCUUAGUUGUGGCUUACUUAGUGAUCUUCUUUAACUUCUUAAUAUUUGCUGAGGACCCAGUAUCUCACAGCCAGACAGAAGCCAAUGUUAUUGUUGUUGGUAAUUGUUUCUCCUUUGUAACAAAUAAAUACCCUGAAGGAGGAGGCUGGAGAUUUUUGAAGGUGUUUCUGUGGCUCCUUGCCAUUCUCACAGGACUAAUAGCUGGGAAAUUUCUCUUCCAUCAGCGCUUGUUUGGUCAGUUGCUCCGUCUGAAAAUGUUUCGAGAGGACCAUGGGUCUUGGAUGACAAUGUUCUUCAGUACCAUCCUCUUCCUCUUCAUAUUUUCUCAUAUUUAUAACCUGUUCCUCAUUAUGGCGGGGAAUAUGAGUGCAUAUAUUAUAACAGACUUCAUGGGCAUCAGAAAUGAAAAUUUUAUGAAGGUAGCUGCAGUUGGGACUUGGAUGGGAGAUUUUGUCACAGCGUGGAUGGUCACAGAUAUGAUGCUUCAGGACAAGCCUUACCCAGACUGGGGAAAGUCUGCCAGAGCUUUCUGGAAGAAAGGAAACAUUAGGAUCAUUUUAUUCUGGACAGUUCUGUUUACUCUGACCUCUGUAGUUGUGCUUGUCAUCACUACUGACUGGAUCAGCUGGGACAAACUGAAUCGUGGAUUUCUCCCAAGUGAUGAGGUCUCAAGAGCCUUCUUGGCUUCUUUCAUCUUGGUGUUUGACCUUCUUAUUGUCAUGCAGACUGUGUGUUGGAGAAUACUUCCCAGACUUCCCAGACUGUGCCGGGUGACAUUUCUGAAGGCAGCUGCUUGGUGGUGCCCCAGACACCUGCAACUGCCACCUCCCAGACAAGAACUGCAGCAUGUUCUUUUGGCUGACUGGGAGUUUCCACAUUUUAUGGGUGAUGUUGAAGUGAAUCUUCCAGGCUUGCCCUCAGCACACAUGCAAUUCAAAGUACCUUAUUUCCAAAAGAUACUGAAAGAGGAAUAUCACAUACACAUAACAGGCAAAUGGUUUAACUAUGGAAUUAUCUUCCUCGUUUUAAUCUUGGAUCUGAAUAUGUGGAAGAACCAAAUAUUUUACAAACCUCAUGAAUAUGGUCAAUAUAUUGGUCCUGGACAGAAAAUCUACACAGUGAAGGACUCAGAGAGCUUGAAAGACCUUAACAGAACUAAGUUAUCUUGGGAGUGGAGAUCCAAUAACACUAACCCAUUGACAAACCGGACCUAUGCCGAAGGGGACAUGUUCUUGCACAGCAGGUUCACAGGCUCCAGCCUUGAUGUCAAAUGCCUGGCUUUUAUUCCAAGUUUGCUGGCUUUUGCUUUGUUUGGUUUCUUCAUCUGGUUCUUUGGGCGAUUUCAGAAAACUGACCAAGGCAUGGAGAAUUUAGACAAAUCGUACACAAGAAUGAAACGAAAGUCACCCUCAGAUAUGGGAAUGACACGAGAAAAUACACAGGUGUUAGAGGAACCAUUGAAUUUUCAAGAACCACAUCUGGUAUCCAUAAAAUCAGACUUAAGUGAAAUAGUUUUUAAUUCUUCUCUCCUAACUUCUGAAAACUUGAACGCACAACUGAAUGAACAAGACAGCCCUUUACAGCCGGUACCAGAGUCCUCUGUCCCUAAGAAUAAUCCUGUGACAUAGAGGAAAAUACCCAGGAAAAUCAGUUUAAAUAAGCAGUUACUCUAGGAUUUCAGUUUUACCUUUUGUAAGUUAAGAUUUACAUAGUGUUUAGAAUAAGAAACUCAACCUAUACCAAGAGGUGCUCAGCAUGCUUUUUCUAGGAAUUUUGUUUUUUAUUUGUAUUAUAGUAUGUGCCUAUUGUAUAUCUAACAUUCCUUUAUAGAUUGCUUCCCAAAAUUGCACAAGUUAUUUAUUAAUACAUUACCUUAACUGUAUAAUAGUGUAUUAGAUGAUUACUUGCAGGUUUAAAAUUCUACCGUGGUGGUGCCUUGAGACAUUAAACUGUUUUUUAACUCAAUGCCAAGUGUAUAGCACAGUUCUUCUCAUCUGUUUUGAAAAGCUUUUUGUAUAUGGUUGUUUCAAGUAUCAUUUGAUGUCUUAACAGAGGAGAUAAAUAUAGUUAUUGCUAAAGAGGGUUUUCUGUUAGGACUUCACAACUUGACUUUGUUAUUUACUCAUCUGUGAAGUCCCAGAUUCUGAUGACCAGACUGCAGAGAAGCAUGUUGAUUACCUUUUAAUUUUUCUGGCUAGCUGCCAGACACAAAUACAGAUUUAUUAUGCAGUAAACAGCAGAGACAUAAUACUGCAUGGGUCACUAGUUGAGAAAAUAUGAGUUUCUCCAUCAGUAAUAGCAAUUAUGUGAUAAUGCCUAAUUAUGUUUUUCUUAAUUAAAGAUAAACUGCUCCUUGAUUUAAAGUUUUGCCCUUCACCUUUCAGAAACAGAGGUGAAAAUACACAGUUGAAGCAACUCUUUUUGUCAUCACACCAAGCCUAUGCAACAUCAAAGAGCCAAUGGAGUGAUUACAGUAAAGGACACAAAGCCCAUUAAAUCCAAUAUUUUUUCAAUUCAGUACAGAUAUGGUCUGGGUAUAUGUGAAACAUACAUACAUACGAACAUAUAGUCUAAUUUCGCCAAAUACUGAAGAAACGUUGAAGGUUUUUAAUUAAAAUAUAUUAAUAGUUGAAGUUUAUUGAACCUUUUUUACUCUUUUUCUUUUUUUUGUCCUUCAUUUGUUUUCCAAGAGUAUUCAUAACUUGGAAUCAGAAAUAAAGGGAAACUGGGAUUUUUGCCUUUUGAAGGGGACUUCAUAAUGUGAAUUUCUCUGCUGCAUGAUCAAACUAUAUGCACUAGAGAAAUUGCAUAUCUAAAACAUCUGAAAGACUCUGAUUUACCUCUAAUUUAGUUCUAUAAAAUUGUUGUUACAAGUUACCAAAUUAUAAGUCAUUUUUAAGACUGAAUUAUUUCCCUGUCACUUUCUGGUGUUGCUGUAUUUUGUCUUUGUGACUUUUUUAUCUCUGUUGGUUUUGAUCUAUUUGCUUUUAAGUUUUCAGAAUGCUGAAUUUAGCAUGCAUAAUAGAACUAUGCAUUUAUUUACUGUCACUUGAGAGCCAAUUUUAAUAAACAUCAUUCAACAAUUGUUUAUUAUGAGACAGGAACACACUCUGUUAGUUUUGCAAUUUUUUAAAACAGUUUGCCCAUGCCGUAUUUCAAUUGAUAGAUAUUUCUGACACUAAAAAAGAGAGACAGCAUCACAGUGAUGUCAAAAUCAAAUACUUUGUUUAUGAAAUAUUUAAUAUUUUAUCAGGAAAAAAAUUAUAAUCAUACUAAUUUUUUAUCCAUUAAAAAUUAUGCCUAAACCCAAAUCUAUUCGCUUUUGUCUACUGCAGCUAUAAACUUGUUUAAUUGACUUAUGAUAUAAUGAAAGACAAGACAUUAAUAAGUAAUGAUAAAACAGUGUGAGAUCCUGCUUGUAAUCCGCUAUAUAAGAGGUGAUAUACUGAUGUUUGACAUUCAAACAGCAUUUGAUUUCUUAAGUAGUUACAGAAAUAUCAGUUUAAUUUUGCAGAUACAUGCUUCUCUGUCUGUUUUGGACACUGUAAACCCAAGUACUGAAAAUCUCUUGUUAACUCAUUUCUCUAUUUGUGCAGAAUAGUAGUUAAAUACAUUAAUAUGUAGGCAGAAAAAUGAAAUAAUUACUUGAGCCUUACAGCCUGCAUGAUUACUUGACUCUGAAGAAACUGUUAUUAAGCAACUGAUUUCACAGCUAAAAUAAUUCCUUGACCUCAUAUUGAGUUAAUGCUUUUAAGGUCAUUAUAUGCCUUCAUGAAGAAGAGAAAAGCAUCGAGUAAUCCUAGACUUUGCAUGAGUAUUUAAAUUAAUGGUCAAGCAUAGAGAAUGCUUAUAUUAUGAAUUUGUAAGAAGUUUAAAGAUUCAGUGUAACCAAUCACCAUGGUCAAGUAAUCUAGUUAAUUAAUGGAGAAAGGACUUCUCAGUCAUGUAGGAGUCUCAUUUGUAAUCAGACAUAGAUAGAAGAAGAGAGGAGUAUUUUCAUUCUCCAUUUUCAGUGAUGGGUUUGGGAAGCCUGAGUCAGGUGGCACCAUCUGAAACAGGCAGAGACUUGGGAGCCAAACACCCUAAAGAUGAUUCUAGCUCAGUUAUUUACUUCCUGCAUGACUGAGUAGUGCAACCCAGCAGGAGCAGGUUUGUGGAGUGCUGAGGACCCAGUGCCCACUGUUUGUGCAUUUCAGGGGUUUACAUCAGUGCAGCUCUUGUUUGGUCCUGAUAGAAAGAGCAAUAGCAGCCUCCCUGAGCUGGAGGAGAGUAAGCAAGCACAAUCAUAACUUUAUCCUGAGCUGAGCUGCUAAUGCAGUGUCAUUCUGAGUCUUCUUCCCAAAAUGGAAAUAUUCCUCCUCCAAGCACAUUCAUUGCUGUCAAUUAUUGUUCACUUUUAACAAUCUGAAAUGCUUUGCUAACUCAAAACAGUCUGAACUGCUUUCUAAUCUAGUAUCCAUAGCUGGGACCUUAAUAUAGAAAUUUCACCUUCUCCUGAAAGCAUAACUAUUGGAUAAAAUUUUUAGGCUUCCAUUUCUUUUCCUGAGGACAUUGAAAAAUCCAUAGGAGGGGAGAAACUUGAGGAAGUGUCAGUUUUUUCACAAACUACACAUCUCCAUUCUGCCCUCCAUAAUGAGCCAUCUAGCAGCUGCCAUCACUACAGGGCUGGCUGGUGUCUGCUUUGUCAAAGAUCAGAUUUGGUACAAGACAUUUUUUUUAUUUUUUUUUACCAUAGAUGCAUUGUACAGUGAUGGAUGAUAGAAACCACCUAAUACAGUAUAUAUACAGAAGAUACAUCUCUAGUAUAAGCACAUAUGAUUUAUGAGCCCAUAGGUGCCCAUAAAUUGCCUUAGCAUUCUCAACAAUUACCUUUACUGAAAUGGAAAUGACAUGAAGCAAAUAGAAGGUAAGAAUUUUUGUAGAAAGAACCUUAAUAUAAUAUUCAUGCUUAUGGAAGUGUAUAGAUUAAAAAAACACAUCUAUAAAAUGUAUAUGUGUAUGUACAUUAGGAGCCCAGGGAUUAGUUGAUUUUGUUGGAAAAACUGCUGGGUUUCUCAAGGCAAUUUACUACUGCCCUUUUUAUGCUACAUUGCUCCAUCAGUUACUUACUCCAGGUUGUUUCAUCUCCUCAGCCUCUACUUAUUUUGUGGAGAAAAUAUAAGACCAAAGAAAGAGCAUUUAAUUGCACUGUCUGCAUCCCCAAGUUAAUUCUUUGUCUAAUUUAUGCAGAAUUUUUUUCUCUAUUUUAAAAUGUUUUUUUCCAGCUACUAUCAUCAUACUUUGGGCUAGUGCACUGCAUUACAGUAUGUGUUAAAUUAUUGCUUUUCCUGCAUUGAACAGCAUCCAUCAUGACAACCACCUGGAAGCAAAGAGGAGACACCUGACAAAGACUGGGAAGGCAGCAAGUCAGCUCGUGAUUGAGUGGCAAGCUCAUUUUCCCACAAGUGAACAGGUUAUGACUCACUAGUAAAAGAUGUAACAGAUUCUUAAUGCACUGGCUCUAAUUUUAAUAACCUUCUAGAAGGGUCUCAGUGGGAGAGGACUUUUUAUCUCAGACUGUAAAUUUGAAGUAGUUACAUCCUGCAAGCAGAGUGUUUCAACUUUUUUAGGGUGCAUUUUGAAAGUAACCAACUUAAACUUUGAGUAGAUUGCGAGAACCAUAAAAAUUGGACAACACUGUAAGAAUAUGAAGGUAAUUUACUUCUUGCUUCUUGCCAGAGGAUGGAGUCAAAACACUUUUAUCAGAUGUUUGAGUGGUCCUGUGUCUGGGAUUGUGGAUAGUGACAUGCAAAGAUCCAAACUGCACUUACUAACAAAGAGUUGCAGUAGCUUUAUCAAGAGAGGUGCCACUGCCAGCACCAGACAGAGCAGCUGUGCUGCCCUGCGCUCUCUGUCCUGCCUGUCCGUUCUAUUGCGAAUGACAAAGGAGUUGUUCCUUUCCCUGUGCACUCAAAACUGUCCUAUGGGGAAUCUGGGCUACCUGAGUGUGCUGUGGCAUGUUAUUGCAAUGCCUAAUAUAUAACUCCAAGAAGGACAACCAAGGGCAGGCAAAAGGGUCUGGUAUGUCAGUUUAUGGCCUUGAGGUGAAGAAUGUCACUUAUGUGACCAUUUCAGAAGCAAAUCAAUAUAAACAGGAGUCCUGUUUCACAGGAACACAAAGGGACAAAUGGAGAGACAGGAAAUCACUAGAAAUCUUUUCCAUCCUCUUCAGAUAUUCAAACAGAAGCAACAAGUCCCAGUUUCCAAAUGCUUACAAAGAGAUCCCAGCCUCCAGAUGACUUAUGGGUGAGCAGCUCUCCUGGGCUUUUUAACACCAUUGUAAUUCCCUCCUAACAAUUCUUCUGCAUGGGGGAUGUCAGCAGCUUUUCACUGUUUGGGGGAAUGAAGUAGUUUCCUGAAAAGGAAGUGGGAAAGAAGUUGUAAGGGAGAUGCUCCAUGGGGCUGGUACUCUCCACUGCAAACUCCUUCUUGGAGAAAGGGAAAAGCAUGAACCCAGCUGCUUUGAUAAGAGGAGUGAGGAGUAAAAAUCAAAUCCUUUCAGAAAUAUAUCUUAUAUCAACACAGUCACAGAGAUACUUCUAAUCUCCUGCUUUUCCUUUAAUGUGUAGGGAAUUGGGGUGUGCAGAAGAGAAGCUUAUCUGAUUCCUGCAGGCAGGUUAUAGACCCCACUCUCAUGCUGUUUGUGGCAUCUGCAACACUUCUCUUCAUAUCAAAUUCCUUCUUUUAAUUUUUCUCUAAUUUUUCCCCCCAAAAGUCCAUUCCAUUUAAUUCUUCAGUUUUUACUUCUAAUAAACAUCUAUUGUUAGUGACCUAAAUGGCGAGUUACCCUCCAAAGGCCCAUAAUUGAUGUUAUUGAUUUGCUACCAUCUGUAUCUCUCUCCCCCUCCCUGUAAACAGGGAUAAACAUUGAUGGUGACUGCUCUGAGACACUGCAUGCCUUGCUGACCUUUCCUUUGAGAUCUCUGAGGGCACAUAAAGGCAGUUGAUGUGCUGGUGGCUCCUAGGUCUUUUGGUCAACAAAACACAUACUCAGACAUGGUUAGAAUUUCAGUAUGUAAUUGUUCACAGAAUCACUUGCUGAAAGCAGGUAUAGCUUGAGCCAACAACGCCUGGAAUUCGAAUAUUCCAAAACUGCAGUGGCUCCAGCUGCUCCAGAUGUUUGAGGACUCUUGCGAGGUUCAUUCCCUGUCAGCUGGGGCAGCAGUGCGGAAGAUGCAUGUGUGGCUUAACUUUAGUGUCAUCCAAUGUACAAGUAGAGAUCAUUUCAAUGCACAAGUAGAGAUCAUUUCCAGUAAUCAUUGUUUCCAUGUUUCCAUGGUUACUGGAGAAAUUUCUAUUUUUGCUUCAUGAAGCUAGAAAAAAACAGAAUGUCUUCCAAAAUCUUUGCAAGGUUAAAGUUAAAUGAUGAGUAGACAAUCUAGCCAUUUUUGCUUCAUCUAUGCCACCUUCUUACUCCCCUUUCACCCUUUCCAUCAAUUUUGACCUACUGAUCCACAGCAAAGCUUCUCCUCAAAAAUAAUCCCAAAGGGGACAGCAAUCAAAUUCUUUCCUAUGCAGUCCUGGAGAGACUUCAGACAUCAUUCAUUCAAAUGAAAAAUAAAAGAAAUAUUGAUUCGAAGGUCUAAAGAGUUUGUUAUUUAUAUAAAAAACAGUUAAAGCAGAUGCAACAGAAGUUGGCAGUAACCUCCUGCUCCAUUUUAUUAGCAAUUCUGCCUACAACGGCUAAUAUAAUUAUUUGUUGAACCUGUCAGCUACAGGUAGGUCUAGUGAAUAGUGUUUAAUGAAACCUCCAUGGAAAUGUGUGUUGUUGUGCUUAAAAAAUUGAGUGGGUUUUUUUUAAGUUUUCAAGACCAGCUGAUACCUCUGUCACCCAAGAGAGCACAGUGACUGGUUCUUAGUUAGCAGCCAGUCUGUACCGACAGAUUCUUGUAAGUCAUGUAGGACCAUUCAAAGACAGAAGCUCAGACCUAUGUGAGCUGUGUGGCUGUUUUAGAUCACUGCUGCUGAACAGUGCAGCCCUGUUGCUCUGAGGGGUGUCACAAAGACGCAGUGUACUACUGGUCUGACUAGAAUUCAAAGGUGUCUGCUUCAUUUGGAUGUACUUCAGUGCCUUUCAAAGUGCAUUUCAAAGAGGAAUAAAUACAGAUAGCCCAAAUGUCCCUCCUUGUGUUCUAAAGGCCCCAGCUUUACAUCACAGAAAUAUCCACUAAUUUUUUGGAGAAAUUAACCAGGAAGUUUACAAGACCUUUCCUAGAGAUCUCUGCCCCAUUUUCUGUGGUCACUGGAAACUGUAUUUUACUAAAACUACCCACUCAAUAUUGCACUUGUAAUGACACCACUGCCACAUGUAAGUCUCUCAGACAAAUAUAACUACUGAGAUUGGAAAGGAGCUGCUUGAAGACUUUGCAAUGCAAAAGAAAAAUGAAAAAGUAGAGAGGAAAAUUAAAAGGCUAAGCCAUGAAAGCAUUUGCUCUAUGUCAUACAUGUGAGGUAUCCCCCUGCUUGCCUAUUUUAUUAGGACUUUAUUCUUUCUAGCUUGUUGCUGUCAAAUGUUUUCUUUGCUCCAUGUGAUUCGCAUAUACAUGGAUAUGGCAUGAAAUAUCCCAGGAACAGGAAUAGGCAUAUUUUACCCUUGCAUAAAUUUCAGCUGGAGAAAUUAAGUUUUUGAAAUCAAAAGACAGUUUUGUUAGCAUCAGAUCCCCAUUGUCUCAUGCCAUGAAAGUGCCUCAGGGUAACCACCACUGGAAAUGGAAAUACCUCACUCCUUCCUCAAGUGCCUUCGGGAGUUUCCUUCAGAAGUCAGUCCGGUUUCAGAUAGUGUGAUCUGGAAAACAGACUUCAACAGUGCAAGUAACAUUCAAAGGAGUUGCAAAGUCAAUCUUUUAUCCCCUCAAAUGGUGACAUUCUAUUGCUUCCUUGCAAAUGAUAUUUUGCAAGAAGGAAGUAGUUAAAUUCCUUUUCAUAGUAAUAGCAAAGACUGACAGUGUUUUUGUCAUGGAAACUUCAAAAUUUAUACUGGAUUGUGUUUUCCUUCAACUCUAUCAUCACUGAGGAGCAGUGCUGGGAGUUCAAAAGACAAGCAACAAAAAGUAUUCUGCUAACAUGUUCCUGUCAUGUGCACUGUGAAUGCAUUAAUUUUUUCUUGAAUGAUGAAACAGGGAGAUCUGUAAAACAACAAUCUAUUUGUAAUGGGAUUCUGCACCUAGAGUCCUGAUACACAGUCUCCUCUGACUUGUGAAAGUCUGCCAGUAUCAGAGUACUAAGUACUGGUUUUAGGGGCAAGAUGAGGGGAAGUGUUUGCCCGGUGAGAGCACACGUGAGCAGCAGAAAGUGGCAAGUACUGUGCUACAUCUCUGCCUGCCCACAGCAAGGCUGGAGUGCUUUGCCAGUCAAGGUCAAUCUGUGCAGAUGGAGUGAACGGUGAAAGGCAGGUGGUGGGAAAAGCACUUUUAAACACAUGCAUCUCCUGGCUGCUCUAUCAUCCAGACUUAAGAUUUUAUCCUCCUAGUUGCUUGAGCCAAAACUUUACUUUGAAUGAUAUUGGAGGGAUGUGAGACUGCUAGAAUUUUGUCCUGCUGACUGAAACAUUUUGGAGUAUAAACUGAAUAUUCUUGCUGAGAGCAAAGCCUGGAUAUUUUUUUUCCUCACAGCUUGGGAGGUCUACUGGAUAGCACAGUAACAUUUUCAGAGUUCUAACUCUGAAGAAAAAAAAUGCCUAAAACAGUCUAAAAGGGAUGAAACUGAAAUGCAGAAGCCUCUUAGAUAACUGUAAUAUAAAAACAUCACAUUCACUAUUCUGAAAUUUGUAGAAACCUGAGUUUACAUCAUAUGGCAGACUCAUAAUUUAAUUUUGAAAGAAAUCAGUGUUCCCCUCCCAGAAUGAUCUGCAGUUGGGACUGGUAUAUGUGGUGUGUUUGUACCCCCAGCACAGUCUGGGGAUUUACAGAAAAAUAUCAGAUUUCUCAGUCCUUGCUGCAGGUGUGGCCUGAGAAGUCAGUUUUGUGUGCAGAGCUUAGGUAGGUCCUGUGGGGAUAAAGGAUUUGCAGAGAGUGAUUGCAUUCUAUGUACAGCUUUGAUCACACUUUCUCUGACUUGUUUUGCAUCACUUCUUUUAAUUGUGCCUGCUGUCUAAUCAAUGAUUAACUUCCUACACAGCCCAUUGGACUCAAGAGGAUGGUGGCCUUAAGCAAAGUCCCUGAAUUCACCCUAGAUACAAAAGUGCCCUGACUCCCUUUGACUGAGGGAUGCGAGCCCCAUUACAGAGAAACAUCUCCUCACAAACCCUCUGAAACCAUGUAACAGAACUGAUUGCACUGUAGAAAGCUUCUGAGCCUGCAUGGGUUGGAGGGUGCUCCCAGGAGUCACCUUCUGGGAGACACCCCAGGAUACCACAGGCUUGGUUUCCAGCAGCACUGGGAACUACAGUCACCCUGGAAAAAUCAAUUCAAUUCAAUAAUUGAAUAUGUUUCCUAAUUCAAAAAGCAUUGUUUCCUAAUUCAAAAAGCGUUGCACCUUGUAUAUCCCAGCAAGGGAGAUGAUAUCUGCAGCCAUGGGGAAAGUGCAAACAGGAUGCUGGUAGGAGUGACUUGAGGGGCAGCCUUUCUAUGAGGGAUUUCCUGGGGUGUCACUGAUGCUGCAGAGCAGUGCUUGAAGAGUUUCAACCUGCCCAGAAGUUGUUUCAACCUGUUGUGAGCCCCCACUUCAGGUUUUCCCUAACUGAGAGGUUUCUCUUGCUGAUGAGGAUGGUUAUCCCUGGCAGUAAUGAAACUCAUCUUUUCAUUUUCUGGAUCUAAUUAGCCUAGAGAUGAUACCAGUCAUAUUCCAUGAGUUACAGGAGUCAGUUGCUUGAGCAGUCUUAAUCUCACAGACAGACCAAACUGAGUUUCUUGUGCAGAGUCAUGGCUCACCGGGGUUAAAAAGUAAUAUGUCAGCGGGCACCUGGAUCCAAGCAUAUCCCUUCUUAGAGAGACAUCAGAUGUGACACAAGUAGGGCGUGUAGGAGGAUCAAACACCAGACAGUAACAGGCUACCAAGAGCAUAUCAGCAGCUGAGUGUCUAAAGCAGCAAUCUGUUCAAACAGCAGUGAGAGGCACAGAGUAUGCGGGGUAGGAAGGGUCAGAUCCAUAACUUCUUUAAUGUUUUAAAAUGGCUUUCUUGGACUUUUUAGAGCACUUCUACAGGCAAGUUAAGAUGUAAUCAAUGCUGGAAAUGGAGGAAAAGGACUGAGUUACAGUAGUAAAAAUCUGUUAUAAAAGUGUACUGCAUUGGCAUGUCUUGAUGGAUGUGGGUGCUCAACCCUUUUUAGAACAUGAAUAUAUAUAUGUAGGUGGCAAAAUACAGAUUUAAACUUCAGCUGAAAAGAUUGUGAACUGAGGUGUUUUACAGGUACCUGUUCUUAUAAUGAAAAAAAAAUAAAAUUCUAGCUCUCAGCCUUUCUCCAUCUUUUCUGUCAGAGCUGUGACAUCUGUUAGCCCACAGGAAGCAUCAGCAUGCUGCAGUACAUCAAGGCUAAGACUCUAAUGCAUGUGUAAGGAGUAAAUGACCUUUGAAUGAGGUAGAGUUUCCAAGUUGGAGAAGAUAUUAAGUCUGACCACUGCAGUUUUUAGCUCAAAGGCACAGUUUACACAUAUUGGCACAGUCUAACCGCAGUACUAAGGUAGUCUAGGGUAGCAACCACCUAUGACCUUAGACUAAAUUUCAGGAUUCCCAACAGACCCUAUGUUAUUCCUCAACAGGUUCAGGGAAAGGUACUUUGAUUCACUCUGGGUGAUAUGUGGGAAAAAACACCAAAUUCUCAGGGGGCUCAAUAACAGACUUUUGCUUGCAAACUUUAGACUAUUAAGGUAGAAUAAUGGCAAAUUUUAAAACAGCAUCCAGACUAUGUAAGGCACUUCACAAACUUUAACUCAGCAAACUUAAACUUAACCAACUUUAACCUUACUCACACAACAAGGAAUUGACUGGAGCUUUUUUAAAUCUGGCUUACAAUAUUUUGAGAAGUUAGAAGAAGAAAGAGACAAAGAUAGAAAAAGAAAAGAAAGAAAGAGAAAGAAAGGAUAAGAGUAGAAAGAUAUUAUCCCUCAUGCAUCUAGUGAUGAGACUUGAUUGUUAAAACUUAGAUGUCCCUUGGUCAAAACAGUGGUCACAGUCUUGAUCCAAUAGAGUUUGGGGAUAGGAGAAAGGCUAUGAAACACAAAGUUCAGUGGGUUGAUACAUGUUCAAGUGUAGGUGGGAAUGCCCAUGUACCUCCCCUGUGGGGGGUGAGUUUUACCCUCUCUGAUGCACCACUGUGGAUCAUGACAGGCCUCUGCUGGAAGGCCCCAAGGAAUGAGUCUGUGGGUGCUUCAGGGGUCUUUGAUGGUUUAUGACACCUUCUAAGACACGGCAGCUACCCUCACAUCAGUGUUGUUAGCCAGUUAAGCCCCCUCAAAAGGGGUGAAUACCUUCAGGCCUAUGUGUAAAUGUCCCAGUACUUCUCCAGAGGGAACUUUUCAUGCCUGAGCCAUUUGUGUAAGGGAGGACAUGAUAAAAAACACUGUUCCACCUGGCAGGAUCUGCUUCUUAUUGGUCUCUUCCCUUAUCUGGCUCAAAACCCAGUAUUUUGUUAGACAAAAUGUGAUUUGUCAUGGUCAUCCUCUGGUGCUCACCCCCUCUACACAUGGGCUAUUACCUUGCACAUUGACAGCAAAGCACCCCUGCGUUUGCAAAUGUCUGACUGUUUGAGCCAUUAACUAUCACAUUUCAGUCUCUCACACCCUAAAAAAGAGAAGCUGAGAAAGCAGAGUACACUUUCUAGGAGGUUUCUAUUUGCUUUAGCAUCUCCUGGAAUAAUCCACUGUCUUAUACCCCACUGAUUGUUACAUCCACUGACUUCACUCUUUUUAUUAGACACGUACAUUUUCAUAGUUAGCUCUGCAUUUAUGCGUGUGCAUGCUGGGUUGUAUAGCAUCUGAAGGGAAAGUGAGAAGAUGAUAGAAUUAGGCUCUUUUCAAUGGCAAGACAAGAGACAGUAAGAACAAAUUGAAACACAGGAGGUUCACUCUGAAUAUCAGGAAACAGUUUUUCUUUGUGUAACAGGUUGCUCAGGAAGGCUGUAGAGUCUCUUUCCUCUGAGAGAUUUAAAAGCCAUCUGGAUAUGGUCCUGGGCAACAGGCUUUACAUACCCCCGCUUGAGCAGGGGAGUUGGACCAGAAGACCUGCAACCAACCUAAAUCAUUUUGUGAUAUUGCAAUUCAGUGGAAUUAUCACACUUUUACAAGUGUUUUCAGUGUUUGUCUCAUGCUUUUCUUGUCUCAGUACAGACACUGAAGUAACUCUAAUAAUGUCUUUGCUAUAGUUGCAAACAAAGCAAAGCUCAUAUACCUGGUGGAUACUUACUGAGAUGUUGGUCAAGAACACCAAAGGAAGGCAUUUUAGAUGACCAAAGAAUGUUUCAGUGAUCUGCUUGUGACUGAAAGUUUCCUACCUGCUGCUGGAAAGGUUGUUACAGAUUUCUGUGCAACAAAUGUUCAUGUCACAGAUAGGGCUCAUAAGGAACUACUUACACUCUCAAAUACUGCUUUCUGUACAACACAAAUGAUCAUUGCAAAGCCCUGGUUUGCCAUAUGAUGUAUGUAGAAAGAAGAAUGGGACAAAAACAGAGCACAUGGACACUGGAAAAGGAAGACUUCAUCCACACUGGAAAAAUUCUGACCUCACAUCUCCUGAUCCAGUACAAAGAUGCUGUUCAUUUAGCCAGUGCCUCAUUCCAGUGUUUCACUGUGGAAAUUCCUAGCUUUGGAGAUGUAGACAGCCUGGUUGGUGCAAGCCAUACUCUUGUCAUCAUCCAGCUCAGGAUUACCCUCCUCAAGCCACUGAAGGUUCCUCAGGAAGCCUCUUCCCUGGAGCUCCAUCUUCAUGACAUAGUCCACCAGGGUACUUGUGAGAUUCAGAACCAGUUGGCCAUCUCUGCUGGAGCCAGCCAAAUGCUCCUCAGUCUCAGACAGCAGCAGGUUUGUUACUCUCACUGUCCUUGUUAGGGAAGAGUGGAAGCUGGUGUUGCUGGAGUCCUAAGGUUGGGUUGCAAGGUGAUGUGCUGCAGCCCCACUGUGUGACUCUCUAUCAGUGAGAACACACCCAGAAAUCCCCUCCACAGCCCACAGUGCCCAUGGGUGUCACCAUGCAGGCUGCACACAGCUGGCUCACAUCAUCUGCUGGCAGUAUUGCUCUCACUCACCAAUGGAUUAUGAUUAGCAAGAUUUUACUGUAAUGUAAACUUUUUUGGUGAACAUGGCUAGUUAAAGGCAAGGGACUGAGAUGAAGCUCAGCCCAUUUUGUCUCCUGAGCUCCUCUUUGUCAUAUCAGAGUGAUUCCAGCUAGCUGGGGCUGCUGCAGCCUGAUCAUAACGUUAAUGGAAAGACAUAUUCCUUCAAAAAAAACCCACCCUAAAACACUGUAAGAGUGAUUUGAGACAGACCUGCACAGAAUAGGUGUGCCAUGCUUUGGUGGAGAUAGAUGUGGGAAAGAAGGAAAAUGGAUGCAGCAUAGGAGAUCAAAAUGGCACCUUCAUCCAGGGGAGCAGGUUUAAAGACAGCUUCAGUGAGGACUGCAGUGAGGAUCAUGUCUGCAGCUGAUGCCAAGUGACAUCUGUGAGCAACUGAUGAGUUGUGAGUUGAGAGAGAAAGCACUGGCACAUGCUCUGCAGAACCCAUUUCCAGAGGCAAUGUUCUCAGCUGCAGGCUGAGGAUGAGGGCACAUGCUGAGAAAUGUUGAAAAUUAACUGAUCAAGAUGGCCAACAGUUUAAGAAAUAAGUCAAAGCAGCACAAUGAAGUUUAAGUAUUUCCUCCUCCAUGUUAAUGUGUGUCACUUGUUACAAGGCUGUCAAGAUUCUCUUUCACAGCCUCUGUACUCCAUCUUCACUUACAGUGUUUUCAGGUGUUUCUUCUUUUAAGAAAAUAAAUUGAAUUAACGUUGCUGACUGCAAACUGUCACUCAGUCUCAA
Molecule: messenger RNA, 15130 nt
Organism: Parus major (Great Tit)
Lineage: Eukaryota; Metazoa; Chordata; Aves; Passeriformes; Paridae
Gene: TMEM117
Product: transmembrane protein 117
Exons: 9
Coding region: 107-1777 (556 amino acids)
Biological process (GO): intrinsic apoptotic signaling pathway in response to endoplasmic reticulum stress
Source: RefSeq, a predicted model, not a curated record